AUGCAGCGCGCGUUGACCAGAGCCUCCGUCGGCAAGGCGGCCACUCGCCUUCCUUCCCAGCAGCUCCGCUUUGCUCACAAGGAGCUCAAGUUCGGUGUUGAGGGCCGUGCCGCUCUCCUCGCCGGUGUCGAGACCCUCGCCAGGGCCGUCGCCACCACCCUCGGUCCCAAGGGUCGCAACGUCCUCAUCGAGUCCAGCUUCGGCUCCCCCAAGAUCACCAAGGAUGGUGUCACCGUCGCCAAGUCCAUCACCCUGAAGGACAAGUUCGAGAACCUCGGUGCCCGCCUCAUCCAGGAGGUCGCCGGCAAGACCAACGAGGUCGCCGGUGACGGUACCACCUCCGCUACCGUCCUCGCCCGCGCCAUCUUCUCCGAGACCGUCAAGAACGUUGCUGCCGGCUGCAACCCCAUGGAUCUCCGUCGCGGUAUCCAGGCUGCCGUCGAGGCCGUCGUCGAGUACCUCCAGGCCAACAAGCGCGAUGUCACCACCUCCGAGGAGGUUGCCCAGGUCGCCACCAUCUCUGCCAACGGCGAUAAGCACAUUGGUGAGCUGAUUGCCUCCGCCAUGGAGAAGGUCGGCAAGGAGGGUGUCAUCACCUGCAAGGAAGGCAAGACUCUCUACGACGAGCUCGAGGUUACCGAGGGUAUGCGCUUCGACCGCGGUUUCGUCUCCCCCUACUUCAUCACCGACGCCAAGUCUCAGAAGGUCGAGUUUGAGAAGCCCCUGAUCCUCCUCUCCGAGAAGAAGAUCUCCCAGGCCUCCGACAUUAUCCCCGCCCUCGAGAUCUCCAGCCAGACCCGCCGCCCCCUCAUCAUCAUUGCCGAGGACAUUGACGGUGAGGCUCUUGCCGUCUGCAUUCUCAACAAGCUCCGUGGCCAGCUCCAGGUCGCCGCCGUCAAGGCCCCCGGCUUCGGUGACAACCGCAAGUCCAUCCUCGGCGAUCUUGCCGUCCUGACCAACGGUACCGUCUUCACUGAGGAGCUCGACGUCAAGCUCGAGAAGGCCACCCCCGACAUGCUCGGCUCUACCGGCUCCAUCACCAUCACCAAGGAGGACACCAUCAUCCUCAACGGUGAUGGCUCCAAGGACGCCAUUGCCCAGCGCUGCGAGCAGAUCCGCGGCGUCAUGGCCGACCCUUCCACCUCCGAGUACGAGAAGGAGAAGCUCCAGGAGCGUCUCGCCAAGCUCUCUGGCGGUGUUGCCGUCAUCAAGGUCGGUGGCUCCUCCGAGGUCGAGGUCGGUGAGAAGAAGGACCGCUUCGUCGACGCUCUCAACGCCACCCGCGCUGCCGUUGAGGAGGGUAUCCUCCCCGGUGGUGGUACUGCCCUCAUCAAGGCUUCCGUCCACGCCCUCAAGAACGUCAAGCCCGCCAACUUCGACCAGCAGCUCGGUGUCACCAUUGUCCGCAACGCCAUUACCCGCCCCGCCAAGACCAUCAUUGAGAACGCCGGUCUCGAGGGCUCCGUCGUUGUCGGCAAGCUCACUGACGAGUUCGCCAACGACUUCAACAAGGGCUUCGACUCCGCCAAGGGCGAGUACGUCGACAUGAUCCAGGCCGGUAUCCUUGACCCCCUCAAGGUCGUCCGCACUGGUCUCGUUGAUGCCUCCGGUGUCGCCUCGCUCCUCGGUACCACCGAGGUCGCCAUUGUUGAGGCUGAUGCCGAGAAGGGCCCUGCUGCCAUGGGUGGCAUGGGUGGCAUGGGCGGCAUGGGUGGUAUGAUGUAA
Sordaria macrospora k-hell is the source of this 1725-nucleotide messenger RNA. RefSeq lists its product as uncharacterized. NCBI's taxonomy places the organism in Eukaryota, Fungi, Ascomycota, Sordariomycetes, Sordariales, Sordariaceae. Gene Ontology annotation, molecular function: protein-folding chaperone binding; ATP-dependent protein folding chaperone; ATP binding. The record is from RefSeq and is a predicted model, not a curated record. Gene Ontology annotation, biological process: protein import into mitochondrial intermembrane space; mitochondrial unfolded protein response; protein refolding. Gene Ontology annotation, cellular component: mitochondrial inner membrane; mitochondrial matrix.